Prunus armeniaca (apricot) is the source of this 372-nucleotide messenger RNA. Lineage: Eukaryota; Viridiplantae; Streptophyta; Magnoliopsida; Rosales; Rosaceae. The record is from the annotation of a GenBank genome assembly.
AUGGAGAUAGCCGUUCAGUCCCUCAGAAUUGCUCACCAACAUAACUUAGUAGGAGAGAACUACUCCCAGGCCAUGAUGCUGGAACUGGAAGGAUUGGAUGCAGCCAGAAUUGACACUCUCAACAAACUCCUGGCAGGAAAACAAGCUGUAUCAAGGGCUUACAACAAAAGAGUUAAAAACAAGAGUUUUGAAGAAGGAGAGAUAGUCUGGAAAGCGGUUCUGCCCCUUGGAACACAUGUGGCUGGUUAUGGAAAAUGGUCACCUACAUGGGAAGGCCCUUUCAUAAUCAACCGAUCCUUGGAAUGGGGGCAUAUAGGUUACAAGAUAGGGACGGAGAAAUUCAUACUGCCCCAAUCAAUGGCAAAUGGUUAA